Ixodes scapularis (black-legged tick) is the source of this 1287-nucleotide messenger RNA. RefSeq lists its product as uncharacterized. The coding region runs from base 113 to 1003 and encodes 296 amino acids. The transcript is spliced from 7 exons. Lineage: Eukaryota; Metazoa; Arthropoda; Arachnida; Ixodida; Ixodidae. The record is from RefSeq and is a predicted model, not a curated record.
CUCGCCAGGGUUCAGCGCCAAGUUCGGCACAUACUCUGUGCUGGAUCUCGAGACCACAAAGAUUGUUCAUUUCGAACUUGUGCAGUCUAAUGAGGUGGGCGGCAGUGGUCGCAUGGAGCUGGAGGGGCUAAAGAGAAGCCUCAGCUUUUUGGAGGCGAAAGGCUUGACCGUGGAGCUCCUCAUCACCGACCGUCAUGUACAAGGCAAAGCCUUCAUGAAGAAGGAAAAGCCCGAGAUUCGCCACGAGUUCGACGUGUGGCACGUUUCGAAAGGCAUCAAGAAAGAGCUUGUUGCGGCCAUGAGGAGCCCCACCUGUGCCGAGCUUGCGCUCUGGAGCAGACCAGUGCAGAACCACCUAUGCUGGGCGGCUGCUUCCAGCCAGGGAAAUCCGGACCUGAUUGUCCCUAAGUGGCUGUCCGUCCUAAACCACGUUCGGGACAUCCACAACCACACGGACGCCCGAUUUUCCUCCUGUGCCCACGGCGAGCUUGAGCCCAGAGAUUGGCUGUUUGAUGACUCUGUGGCCUUCGAAAAGCUUCAAGCCAUCGUAACCAAGCGAUACCUGCUGGCUGACUUGCCGAAACUCUCCACGCACUACCAGACAUAUACCGUGGAGGCGUUUCAUGGGCUCUUGAACCACUUCUGUCCCAAGUUAUGCCAAUACUCGUACAAGGGGAUGACGGCAAGAACCCAGCUGGCAGUCCUCCAUUUUAACGAAAAUGGCAACCGACCUCAAGCGUUGACAGAGGAGGGUGACAAGUGCUAUGACGUGAAGCACCCCAAGGCUAAUGGAGGGGAACCAGUGGCAGUCAAAAGAAAAGAGGGACGAACAUAUGACUACGUCAGGAGGCUCCUUGAUGUGGUCAGGGAUGGGGCCCAGAUGAAAACUCGAGGCGUCGUUCUGAUCACGCCUUCCGAGGAUCCACCACCACUCUGCAGCUCUGCGAGGAAAGUUCCGAAGGCGGUGCUGAUAGAAAGGCAUAAAACAAGGUUCAACAAAUAAGAUGUAUUCUGGAGUACCCUCAGUUCACUGGGCACCCGACUCUAGGAUUCUCAACCUGCAAGCCCUGCAACGUCGCAUCAUCUCGCCCAGUUGUUGCACGAGUGAUGUAUUUAUUUAUGGUACACCAGCUUUUCUUUCUGAUUGGGACCAGUGUGGCCUUUUUUUUUCUUGUAACUUUGCUUCAAUCCUGUUUGUAAAUUAGGAAAGGUUCACAUUUAUUAUGCACAUCUUCUGCCUUUCCUAAUUGGGAAUAUUUUUUUCUAUAAACCUUAAUGAAUUGAAAA